GCGGCCCGCGGUGAGGUCGCUGCUGCUGGUUGUGGCGGUCGAAGCCGCUCAAAAGACAUGUGGAAGACUCGCUAAUGUCCUCCGGAGAGACUUUACUCAGAGGGAGCCGCCUUUUGCUGUUGGAAUCCCCCCUUUGUCUUCCAGUCCGGGCUGACGUGUGUGUUUACUCGGAGCGGAAUUGCACAUCUCCGGACAAGCUGAGGAAAGAUGGCGUAUCACUCCUCCUCCCGGAGCUCUUCUCGAGCCCCAGACUGUAAAGUGUACGUGGGUGAUCUGGGUAACGGAGCGGCCAAGGGUGAGCUGGAGCGUGCGUUCAGUUACUACGGCCCUCUGAGGAGCGUCUGGGUCGCCAGGAACCCACCUGGAUUUGCUUUCGUGGAGUUUGAGGACCCCAGAGAUGCAGAAGAUGCUGUGAAGGGCAUGGAUGGAAAGGUCCUCUGUGGUUCUCGAGUUCGUGUGGAGAUGUCGACAGGCCUCUCCAGGAAAGGCCGCGGGCGCCCCAGCCGCCGCCAGUUUGACCCCAAUGACCGCUGCUAUCAGUGUGGAGACCGGGGCCACUACGCCUACGACUGCUACCGCUUCAGCAAGAGAGGCCGGCGCAGCAGCAGAUCUCGCUCUCGUUCGCGCUCUCGCUCCAGGUCCAGGUCCCGGUCCCGGUCUCGGUCCCGUGGGCGCCGCUACCGCUCUCGGUCCCGCAGUCGUAGCCGCAGCAGGAGCCGACGCAGGUCUCCGUCUUAUUCCAGACGCAGGAGCAGGUCUGGUUCUCCAAAUCGCUCCAAGUCCAGGACUCCAGCCAGGAGUCGUUCCAGGUCUCGGUCGCGGUCUGGCUCCGCACCCCGGGGGCGCUCUUACUCCCGGUCACGCUCACGAUCUGCCUCAACCAACCACAAGAGGAAGAGUUAGAAAGAGGUGGUCCAGCUGCUAAGUAGAUCUUGGAAGUGACUGGGAGAGUCAUGCUGCCUCCGCCCGAACCCACCCACCCACCGACCGACCGCCCGCCCGGCCGGCCGCCAGCCGCACGACGCUGAGAUGGACGACCUCCGAGACCCUCCUGCCUGCUCAGCACAGACAUCUCCUGAGGACGGGGUGGGCUACAGGGCAGGGAGCAGCACCCUCAGGCUGAUGUAGGAGAGGAGAAGUAGAUGUCAGGUUGCAGCUCUUUCCUGUGCUUUCUGUUCUGCGCCGUGACCGGGAGCCUCUGCAGUCCCAGGCCGCCCCGAAAAGAGAGCACAGGAAAGACCACCUCAGCUCAGCCUGCAAACUAGAACUAAAACUUAGAUCAGCUGGAGCUUUGUAUGUAAAUCCUGUGUUCAGGCUGACGCAGAGACUGUUUCUAUAUGUAAAGAUGGUCAGACAAUUUUAAAUGUUUUCACUUCUGAAAUCUGACUUCCCUGUCCUGAAUUUGGCUAAAACAGUGCUAUUUGAGAUCAGACUAAACACCUUUGGUGAGCAUCUGUGCAGCAGUUUUGUUUAUUUUUCAUAUUUUCUUUAAAGCGUGUGGUGGGAGCUGAGCACUGCACUGACACCGCAGCUGAUCCCAGGCCCAGGGUCUGCCAGCUGGCGGUGUGUACGUCCUGCGGGAGGGUGACUAAGCCAGAAAGAGGUCGACCUACCGACCGAACCCUCCCCACAGUGACUGGGCGGCUGUCUGUUCAACCGACGCACACGCUCAGACGAGAUCAGCCCGCGCACACACACAGUUGUUCUACUAGAACCAGCCAGCCAGCCAGCCAGCCAGCAGACGUACCCGAGGGCCGACCCACACAGAUCAGAGUUCGGCCUCUUAAAAUCCUUUACCUACCUACCAGAACCCCUACCUACCUACCAGCGCUCGUCGACCACUGUCUUAGCUUCUGAAAGUGAAAGAGCUGACGAGAGAUCAGUCUUCAAGAGCCUCCCAGCGCAGUGUCUCUGCAAGUUGUAGUCAUCCGUCCUUCAGUCCUUUCAUCCUUCGCUUCUCUGUACUUGUUGUUUCUGCCACUGUCUCCAAAGGUAACCAAAAAUCAACCCCCUGACAAGCUAAUGUUGAUGGUGAAAAGCACAUUUACAAACUUGAUAUGUGAUUGUUGGUGACUGUAAAGCUAAAGUUGAGGCUUUAACGAGCAUGUUCAGAGUACAAGUGAUGUGUGGCUGCAUGAGUGUGUGAGAGAAUGAGCGAGUGAAACUGUAGAGAUGUUAAGGGGCUGAUAUGAGGAAGCAGAUACAUUAUUUUCUUCUUGUCUCACAUGUUGCCACAUCAUUAUCAUUUAAAUCUGCUUUUCACUGUUUGUAGUUGUACAUUUUUCAGAGCAGAAACAAAGCUAACGAUUACUUUUCAUUAGUUUGAAAGAAUGUUUGUUUGUUUGUUUGUUUGUUUGCCACGUGGGGUUCAAUAGAGUGCAGCAGGAAUGAGUCCUAAAAGCUCAAAGUAAUACGUUUGUAUUGUAGUCUUCAGCAUUUAAAGCAUAAAAUGAAUCUCUAGAAAACGAGCCAGUAAGUACCAAACACUGGAAUUAGAGCUUUCUCUACAGCAGCUUCCGCUUAUAUUUGGAACAGCUUGAAUACAAAUGAAUCGAUACUAAAACGAGGUGACAGUCAUAAACCCCAGACUAAUUGGGUAGCGGAGAGAGAAAAUAACAGGACAUAGAAAGAUAAAGUAGUAAUAAAAACCAUUGGUGCAAACUUAAAAGAACAAACAAGCUCUACUGCCACAUCCUGAAGGAAGGGAGUCCUUCACACACACAAGCUAGUCUAAGAGAAAUCUGGUUUGGAGAAUUUUCAGUUUUUGUUCCUAGGUGUGAUCAAAAGUCUCAGGACUGCACCGACCGGAGGGGAAGAAGUAUCGGUGGAGCUGUCGUCCUGUGCCGAGAUCCAUCAGCGAUACUCGGUUUAUCUUCCAUGUCGUCAGAAUGACGUCGCUUCAGCUUGAACUUCAUGUUGAGGAAGAGGAAAACGUCUUAAGGAGCCAAAUCCAGUGAGGCAGAAGGACAAGGUGGUUCCAGAAGAAACACUGACGAUGCCGUAGUCUUCCCGAUGAAGGUUCUACGAUCCAGAUCUCUGCUGCAGGGACGUCGUUUGACACUGGAAGAAACUGAGUGUUUGACAGAGUUAAAAACUUCCACCAAGCCAUGUGUCUUUACACAGGGAGACAGCUAUUUGAAAUAAAACAUGGCGGCAGAACUUUGGUGCAGUCGCAGAACGUUUGAAUCACAUUUUCAGUUAAUAUAAGCACAAACCUGAAAUAGAAAAGACGUCGUUUCAAGAAGUAGUUUUUCAGAAACACGUGGUUCCUGAGGGCAGAUCUUCAGCCGAGACUCUGUUUUCAGUCCUUCAGACUGACGGAGUGCGGCCGGCGCUCUGCCUCCAGACUGACCUGCAGGAGGACGUCGGCCCUGCUGCACCGUGUUGAACAUCCACGAGGCGUGGCAGACGUGUCCAGUUGCUGAUUAUCGGCACCCGUCUGCUUUAGAGGCUGCUCAGUGUUGAAGUGUUGAUGUUCCUGCUCUCUUCCAUCCUCCCCUGCAGCCUCCUAAUCCCGCCCCCUUUCUGUUUCAGUCGUUCCCGUUCAAGUCCAAACCGGAGCCCAACACCAGCGGACGACUGAGUGAAGAAAAGUAUUAGUUCCCCCUCCCCUCCCCCCCCCCCCCCCCCCCCCCUCCCCCAGCCCCCUCUGCUCUCUCAGCCCUGCAGCAGCUGAUUUCUCGGUGUGUCUGUCUGCUCUCAGUCUCACAGGUUUCCUUUUCUCUCCGUGCAGCUCAGACUUGUCUCGUUCAGUGGAGAUGAACUUCCCAACGUUGAAGCUGUGGUUUUGAGCAGCUCACACAGCUGGAUCGAGACAGCUGAGCUCAGAGUUUAAGGUUUUAAACUUUGAGAGUUGGAUAAAUUUUGUCUUUUUUUUUUUUUUUUUUUUUGCACACCGAUAUGCUUGAGUUUACACUCGGCUGCGUCUCCACUCCUGCCAGGGAGGAGAUGGUUGUAGGUCUGCAUGCCUUUCAAUACCGUGUCACAUUCCUGCUGUUUUACAAACCCGAGUGUGGCUGUGUGGAGAGCAGAUUCUCCCCAAUUUUGAUCUAUGAUUUAUUCCUGUGACUUGAUUUUAAAUGUAAACAGUGCUUGAGUUUGAUUUCUGUGAGGGUUUAAUACUUUCUUGGUGUUCCUGGCUUCUACGGUAAGACAGUGGCAGUUUUAUUUUUGAAUAAACUUCUUCAAUGUGCCUCA
This is a messenger RNA of Salarias fasciatus (jewelled blenny), 4197 nucleotides long. RefSeq names its product serine and arginine rich splicing factor 7a (gene srsf7a). Lineage: Eukaryota; Metazoa; Chordata; Actinopteri; Blenniiformes; Blenniidae. Gene Ontology annotation, molecular function: RNA binding; zinc ion binding. The coding region runs from base 208 to 903 and encodes 231 amino acids. The record is from RefSeq and is a predicted model, not a curated record. The transcript is spliced from 8 exons.